AUGCCACGGGAAGCUCACCAAGUGAGGACGGAAGCCGGGGAGAAGACAAGCAAGAAGGCCGUUAUUCGGGGGGGGAAACCCACGGGUGGCUACUCACCAAGCUCUGCGCACGGAACGACUCGUGAGGAUGGACUGAAUCACCCACGAAUACCACAGACCAUUGCCGGAGAUAGCCGACUGGAGUUAUGGGCGGGUGUGCUGGGCUGGCUAGCUGCUGCUCAAUCAAUUGCUGAUAAGCAGACAAGAGAGCGGUAUGUGGUCCGACAAGCAGCUAACAAGAAAGAAGAAGAAGAAGGCACACUUUGGGUUGGGGAUCGGGAGAAAGGAGGGGAAGGAAGGAUGACUGAUGGAUGGAAAUGGGGAUGGGAGUGGAUUGGGUGGUGUAAGGCUGUACUCUCCGAGGGGUGUCAGUACGAGCAGGAACCGCAGCAGUUAGUGGCUCUGCCGCAGCAAGGAAACGCCCUAAUAGUCUGCUGUUGCACGGGGAGCACCAGGACUGAACAACUAGCAGGAUCGCUCGCAGUGGUUGUUUUUCGUGUCUUUCUUUUCACUCACUGA
Messenger RNA from Aspergillus niger, 558 nucleotides. RefSeq lists its product as hypothetical. The transcript is spliced from 4 exons. The record is from RefSeq and is a predicted model, not a curated record. NCBI's taxonomy places the organism in Eukaryota, Fungi, Ascomycota, Eurotiomycetes, Eurotiales, Aspergillaceae. The coding region runs from base 1 to 558 and encodes 185 amino acids.